CUUUUCCUCCUGGUCAUUGAAGUGAAAUCUCUAUCCUUUACGGUAUUCAGGCCUGAGGAUUUGCGCCGUGAGUUUGGUCGUUAUGGGCCAGUAGUAGAUGUCUACAUCCCACUUGACUUCUAUUCACGCCGACCAAGAGGAUUUGCAUAUAUUCAAUAUCCUUUCCCUUCUAAAGUGAGAAUUAUGAAAUCUGUAUUUUCUAUAUCAUUUGCUUAAUUUUGAAUGUUAUAAAAUGAUAACAUGCUUUCUCUCAGAAAAUGUCUUAAGCAGUAAGGCUUGGUUGUGUGAUUGAUUGCUGUGACUUUGCAUUCUGUAUGUAUGUACACACUGAAGUACUUUUGAAUAUCUAACUUACAUUUCUCUGUUGUUGCCCCAGAAAAUGUAAAGGCAUCCAGUUGUUGUGGAGCCUGGAGAAAGAGAAAGAGUAAGAAUGUCCGGUGUAGAGUAGAUCUAAAGACAAGCAGCAAAAGACGGCCAGGAUGACAAGAAACAGAGAGAGGGAAAGGUUGAAAAAGAAAGAGAAUUUAAAGCUUGAAGAGACAGAGGGGACGGAGUCGAGGCUUGGAUAUGUCGUCAAAAGAAAGAGGAAAAGGGAAGAGAUUUAAAGGGCAAAGACAAGCAGGAAACCCAAGUUCUUCUGGGAGGCGGUUAAAGAGCUUAAAGAUCAAGAUGAAAGUCAAAGUCAAGCAUGUUUAAGGUAACAAACCUGAAUUAUUUUGUAUCCUCACAAAAAAAAUGAAUCAACAAAUAUUACAUGAAAAUCAAUCAAUACAUUGCCAAUGUGAAAAUUUGAUUCUUAAUUGAACUAAGAAAUUGUUACUCUUAUUAUCAAUAUAUUUUGCAUUCGAUAAUAUCAUUUGAAACUGAAGCAGUAUUGAUUCCUCAGUGCAAGCCAUCAAAUAAGAGACAUAUUAUUGAAACAUGUUUGCCUCAUCUUCAAUCUUGAGAAGAACCCAACAUUCUCAUAACAAAUCUGUUCCAGAACCUAAGCUUUGCUUUAUACUGUCAGCCAAUAUGGCUUCCUCUUCAAUUAAGUGGCAGAAGACGCAUUGUAUUACAACAGUAUUGCUGAAAAGAAUGUAACCACAUAAGACCACAGGUAAGAACCUUAACAGCUCAGCAAGUUUGAAGAUGUGCGCGACGCAGAAGAUGCUCUUCACAACCUGGACAGGAAGUGGGUGUGUGGCCGACAGAUUGAAAUCCAGUUUGCGCAGGGAGACCGAAAGAGUAAGGCAGUUUCACACAUUUCCUGUGUUUCAUGAAGUAACAAUGUACAGUAUCAAGCACAAUUUCUUGUUUGCGAUUUAUUGAUGUUACUUUCAGCUGUACGUUCAAAUGCAUGUGUUUUCUAUCUCAUGUGGUACAACUGCGAUACCUUUAAGGAAAGCUAAACCACUAUGUACUGUAUGUUUGCUUGGUGGGUUUUUCUCUCUUCUCCCAAACCCUUUUUUACAUCACAGCACCCAAUCAGAUGAAAGGGAAGGAGGGGGGAUCUUCGCGCAGCUCUUCGCGGCAUGAUGAUCGGGAUUAUGAUCGGGACAGCCGUCGUAGGCGCUCUCGCAGCCGUAGCUACCAAAGACGCAGGUCACGCAGCCCAUCCUACGAUCGCCGGCCCAGACGCUCUGAGAGUCCCAGAGAGUAAGGGCCUUUCCAGUGUUCUCCAGCUAGCGUGCUUCAAAUAAGAUUGCAAAGCUUAUACAAAAUGUCACAGUCUAUUGAUUACAUUCUGAUUGAUGUUUUGUUACCCAGCUCCCGUGGAAGGAUGUACGGCGGUAGAGGAAGAAGCAGGAGUCCGGAAAAUGACAGGUGGGUCCUUGACACUGGGAUUAUGGCAAUUAAGCCCUUUAUCUACUUCCCCAGAGUCCAAUGAACUCAAAGAUACAAUUUUUAUAUCUCUGUGUCCAGUAUGAAGGAAGUACGAGGUAUUUUCGCGAGCCAAUGCUAACGAGUGUUAGCGCAAUGACUGGAAGUCUACAAGAACAGUUAGCAUGCUAGCUGUUCCCGUAGACUUCGUCAAUUGCACUAACGCUAGUUAGCAACUUCCUUCAAACUGCACGCAGUCAAUAAUUUGUCUCUUGAACAGCUGAACCCCUGACAAUGAAACACAUUCUGGGCACCUUCUAUAAACUUACUAAUCAUUAGAUGGCUGUGAUCUUCUGUCACUUUUGCUGUCCUCCAUCAGUGGAAGGGAUUAUACACUGGACAAAAAUAUAAACUCAACAUGUAAAGUGUUGGUCCCGUGUUUCAUGAGCUGAAAUAAAAGAUCCAAGACAUUUUCUAUACGCACAAAAAGCUUAUUUCUCUCAAAUGUUGUCCACAAAUUCGUUUACAUCCUUGUUAGUCAGCAUUUGUCCAUUGCCAAGAUAAUCCAUCCACCUGACAGGUGUGGCAUAUCAAGAAACUGAGUUAACAGCAUGAUCAUUACACAGGUGCACCUUGUGCUGGAGACAAUAAAAGGCCACUCUAAAAUGUGUAGUUUUGUCACACAACACAAUGCCACAGAUGUCUGAUGUUUUGAGGAAGCGUGAAAUUGGCAGGCUGACUGCAGGAAUGUCCACAAGAGCUGUUGCCGGAAAAUGGAAUGUUGAUUUCUCUACCAUAAGCCGCCUCCAAUGUUGUUUUAGAGAAUUUGGCAGAACUUCCAACCGGCCUCACAACUGCAGACCACGUGUAACCACGCCAGCCCAGGACCUCCACAUCCGGCUUCUUCACCUGCGGGAUCGUCUGAGACCAGCCACCCGGACAGCUGAUGAAACUGUGGGUUUGCGCAACCCAAUAAUUUCUGCACAAAAUGUCAGAAACCGUCUCAGGGAAGCUCAUCUGCGUGCUCGACGUCCUCACCAGGGUCUUGACCUGACUGCAGUUCGGAGUCGUAACAGACUUCAGUGGGCGAAUGCUCACCUUCAAUGGCCACUGGCACGCUGGUGAAGUGUGCUCUUCACGGAUUAAUCCUGGUUUCAACUGUACCGGGCAGAUGGCAGACAGCGUGUAUGGCGUCAGGUGGGUGUACGGUUUGCUGAUGUCAACGUUGUGAACAGAGUGAGGUUAUGGUAUGGGCAGGCAUAAGCUACGGACAAUGAGCACAAUUGCAUUUUAUCGAUGGCAAUUUCAAUUUACAUAGAUACUGUGACAAGAUCCUGAAGCCCAUUGUCGUGCCAUUCAUCCGCCGCCAUCACUUCAUAUUUCCACAUAAUGCACAACCCCAUUUUGCAAGCAUCAGUACACAAUUCCUGGAAGCUGAAAAUGUCCCAGUUCUUCCAUGGCCUGCAUAUGUCACCCAUUGAGCAUGUUUGGGAUGCUCUGGAUCGACUUAUAUGACCGCGUGUUCCAGUUCUCUCCAAUAUCCUGCAACUUUGCACAGCCAUUGAAGAGGAGUGGGACAUUCCACAGGCCACAAUCAACAGCCUGAUCAACUCUAUGCGAUGGAAAUGUGUCGCGCUGCAUGAGGCACAUGGUAGUCCCACCAGAUACUGACUGGUUUUCUGAUCCACGCCCCUACUUUUUUUUUAAGGUACCUGUGACCAACAUAUGCAUGUCUGUAUUCCCAGUCAUGUGAAAUCCAUAGAUUAGGGCCUAAUGACUUUAUUUCAAUUGACUGAUUUCCUUAUAUGAACUGUAACUCAGUAAAAUCUUUGAAAUUGUUGCAUGUUGCGUUUAUAUUUUUGUUCAGUGUAAUAAUCCAAUGGUUUGUUCUUCACACAGGCACAGACCCCACCCACGUGACCACCGACGACCCCCCCCUGGGCAUUCCCCUCACAGUCAAUCCCGCUCCCCUUCUCACUCUAGGCCCAGGGCCCAGAGGGAGUCCAGAGGAAAGUCUCGUUCCCGCUCGAAGUCCCUAAGCCCACAAGAUGGCGACUUCCACCCAGCACCCGGUGGCUAUGAGCCUCAGGACGAGGCGUCGUCUCGUAUGCGCUCCCCGUCCCGCUCGCGUUCUCGCUCACGGUCCCGCUCUCGCUCCAGGUCCUGGACUGGGCGCAAGUCAGGGGGACAC
This is a messenger RNA of Coregonus sp. 'balchen', 3994 nucleotides long. The record is from the annotation of a GenBank genome assembly. NCBI's taxonomy places the organism in Eukaryota, Metazoa, Chordata, Actinopteri, Salmoniformes, Salmonidae.